This is a messenger RNA of Osmerus eperlanus (European smelt), 993 nucleotides long. RefSeq names its product ORMDL sphingolipid biosynthesis regulator 3 (gene ormdl3). Gene Ontology annotation, cellular component: endoplasmic reticulum membrane. Bases 182 to 643 code for a protein of 153 amino acids. Gene Ontology annotation, biological process: intracellular sphingolipid homeostasis; ceramide metabolic process; sphingolipid biosynthetic process. The transcript is spliced from 4 exons. The record is from RefSeq and is a predicted model, not a curated record. NCBI's taxonomy places the organism in Eukaryota, Metazoa, Chordata, Actinopteri, Osmeriformes, Osmeridae.
UGAAAAUGAUGACGUUUUUGUCAUGAACUGUGCUGUGUUGUCACCAGCUGUUCGCAAGGCGAACGAAAAGUCGAUUGGAGUGGAAUAGCGUUAUUUGAAUGCUUGUCUUCUAAACAGACGAAUUUGAACAGGAAUUCUCAUUGGCCAGAGCUCCGGUGGAGAGGCGGGGCAAGUUGGCAUCAUGAAUGUGGGCACAGCACACAGCGAGGUGAACCCCAACACACGGGUGAUGAACAGCAGGGGCAUCUGGCUCUCCUACAUCUUGGGCAUCGGCUUGCUGCACGUCAUCCUGCUCAGCAUCCCCUUCGCUAGCGUGCCCAUGGUGUGGACGCUCACCAACCUCUUACACAACCUGUGCAUGUACCUCCUGCUGCACACCGUGAAAGGAACCCCGUUUGAGACCCCGGAUCAGGGCAAAGCUCGUCUCCUCACUCACUGGGAGCAGAUGGACUAUGGAAUGCAGUUCACAGCCUCGCGCAAGUUCCUCACCAUCAUCCCUAUCGUCCUAUACAUCCUCACCAGCUUCUACACCAAAUACGACCGGGUCCACUUCGUGGUCAACACUGUGUCCCUCCUCACCGUGCUCAUCCCCAAGCUCCCUCAGCUUCACGGCGUCCGCAUCUUCGGCAUCAAUAAGUAUUAACGGGGCGCAGAAGGACGUCCUGUUCCUCCCGAGUCCCCCCGCAGACUAGCACCACACAGAGCGCCACGCCCCUGCUUUGGCUUUGAGCCUGUUUGGGUCUUGCUGCUCUGGGUCUCCAGGCUGCUAAGCAGGCCUCCAGAUGAAGACCACCGGGGAUAGAGGGAUAGCAUAUACAGGAAACAGACAGAAUACACUCUGGACAAUUGCUGGGCUGGCUUCCCACAAUGUAGCUCCCCAAGCACACGUUGCCAUGGCGGUGUGUUUGUACUUCUUCGUUCUCCAGGGACAUUGAAAAAGAAGCUUCCAGAAAUAAGAAGAGUGAUGAUUUGUUUCGUUUUUGUUUGUUUUUU